CGCGAGCGCCCGCCUCCCAGCGCCCGCCGCCGGGCCUCGUCUGGCAGCGCCGCCGCCCCCUCGUCUGGCAGCGCCGCCACCCAGCGCGCGGCCCCCCUCCCUCCUCCUCUCUUCUCCCCCCUCGGCCCUUCCUCCCCGCCGUCUCCCUGAAGGACCAGCGCCGGCGCCCCGUUCCCUAACCCUAACCCUACAAGAGAAGAAGAGAAAGAAGAGCACCUGGACCUGCCGGCGAGGAAGGAGCACCUGGACCUGCCGGCGAGGAAGGAGAAAGAAGAGCACCUGGACCGCCGCCCCCAUCAACCUAGCAAGAUGCCGGAAAUUGACUGGAACGUAGAGAACACUCGGAUCCUUUGUGCUUUGUUGGCUGAGCAAGUUGAGAAAGGAAAUCGGCCAAAUACAUUCUUGAACUCAGUUGGGUAUGCUGAGGUUGAGAAAGGGUUUAAAGAUCGGGUGGGUAUUGAAUUGGUCAAGGGACAAAUCAAGAACAAGUGGGACAAAUUGAAGGAAGAUUUUAAGGCAUGGAAAAAGUUAACAACGAGGCAAACAGGAAUUGGUUGGAAUAAUGGUACUAUCAAUAUGGACGACGAAUGGUGGAAGAAAGCUAGAGCUGAUAUUCCAGGUUGUGGGAAGUUUAGGAAGCAUCCACUUCAAAAUGAAGAUGAGUUAGCAAUUUGUUUUCGAGGCAUUGUAAACAUUGGUUCUGAUCACUGGAACCCUUGUGCCAACACCUCGACAAUGGCUGUGGAUGAAGAAGCUGCUGUGUCUCGCCAUGCCUCCGAUACAUCUACAUUUGAAGCAAGCUUUGUGACUAUGGACGCAUUUCGUGAUAGUUUGGCUACAUCCAUCGCAUUAGCUUGGAAUUAAUGUAAUCAUGCUCUCAAACUAUAUGUAUUUUGUGUUCUCAGGUUAUUUUAUUAAACUUGUAAUGUACGAUUUUUCCUUUGAUGGAUUGUUAAAGUUAUUAGGAAUUAUUAUUUCGGAUGACAAUCAUGUAAUAUGUUGGAUUUUUUUUAAACCAUGUUGGAAUUUAAUUUUAGUUAACUAGUUUGCUGCUACUGGGUAUCAAUUACACUUGUAAACCAAGGGCAAAGUGGGCAAACAACACAGACAAACAGAACUCUGGAGCUCAGAGUAUCAUUCUAGCCAAACACUCCCAAAAGACAGCUCCAACUCCACUCAGAGCCAGCUCCAGCUGGAUUUCUGGAGCAGAGCCGCUCUGACUGGAGUUGGAGCCACC
This is a messenger RNA of Sorghum bicolor (sorghum), 1237 nucleotides long. Its product is annotated as L10-interacting MYB domain-containing protein. Lineage: Eukaryota; Viridiplantae; Streptophyta; Magnoliopsida; Poales; Poaceae. Bases 310 to 864 code for a protein of 184 amino acids. The transcript has 3 exons. The record is from RefSeq and is a predicted model, not a curated record.